Molecule: messenger RNA, 2678 nt
Organism: Mustela erminea (ermine)
Lineage: Eukaryota; Metazoa; Chordata; Mammalia; Carnivora; Mustelidae
Gene: NT5C1B
Product: 5'-nucleotidase, cytosolic IB
Exons: 10
Coding region: 231-1958 (575 amino acids)
Biological process (GO): adenosine metabolic process; nucleotide metabolic process
Cellular component (GO): cytoplasm; cytosol
Molecular function (GO): 5'-nucleotidase activity; magnesium ion binding; nucleotide binding
Source: RefSeq, a predicted model, not a curated record
GCUGGGGAGAGGAAAACCUGCAUAACAACGAAAGAAAUUCAGGACUUAAAAGAAAUGAGUCAAACAUCCCUGAAACAGAAAAAGAAGGUUUCUAAUGCUCCUGAGAUUAAUUAAUAAACAUUCUUUGUUUCCAUAUUAAGAAUGAGACUGGAUCGAGGAACUCAAAAGACAGCUUAGACACAGAGAAAAGAAAAGAUUCUGAGAAAUCAGGAGUUCGUCUGAGCACUCAGAUGAGGCGUGCAGUCAAUCCGAAUCACUUGCUGAGAUGUUGCCCCAUGCGAGGUCACUCGUCGUGUAGACGCUGCCUUUGUGCAGCUGAGGGAACAGUACCUCUUGGCCCCUGCCGCACAAUACGUAUUUAUAUUCACAUGUGCCUGUUGUGGGAGCAGGGCCGGCAGAUCACCAUGAUCAGGGGAUCACAGGAAUUAUCAUUGCCAAAGACUGAUUCCCGGGGGUACGUUGUGCGAAAUCAGUGGUCCCGAACUUCACGGAGUCCAUCCACCAGAGCUCCAUCAGUAGAAGAACCCAGAAGCAAGAACACCAGUCUUAAGCUCCCCAGUAGCUCCACAACCUCCCGGACUUCAUCCACCUCCCCCAGCCAGCAAGAGUCCCUGAAGCAGCUGUCAGAGGAGCCCUCGCCGCCCACACCACCUUUGCCUUCCACUCCACCUAUGCCUCUGGACUCGCAUCCCCCCACCCCGCCGGAGCCCUUUAGCUCCUCCAGGCGCAGCACCAAGAUGCACGAGAAUCCUGAAGCCUGGGCACAUGGCAUCGUGCGGGAAAUCCGGGACUCCCGGGACUCCAUGCCGCAGAGAGAUUACCCGCGCACACCCCCCACUGAAUGGAAGGCCUAUACCCAGCGCAGAUCAACCUACUCUUCCCAGCUAGAUCAGGACUGUCUGUCAGAACUGCCCCGGCAGCAUCACCAACGCGAGGAAGAGGAGGACGAGGACGAAGCCUACUGGGCCUCGGUGAAAACUCUGUAUGAGAAGAUCCCCAGCUGCUCCCGCCCCCGACCGCCCAAACCCAAGAAUGCCAUCACCAUCGCUGUGUCAUCCCGGGCGCUUUUCAACAUGGUGGACGGGAGAAAAAUCUACGAGGAGGAGGGUCUAGAAAAGUACAUGGAAUAUCAACUCAACAACGAAAAUGUCAUCCUGACCCCAGGACCCGCCUUCCGCUUUGUUAAGGCACUGCAGCAUGUCAAUGCUAGACUCCGUGAGCUGUAUCCUAGUGAACAGGACUUAUUUGAUAUUGUACUGAUGACUAAUAACCAUGCCCAAGUGGGAGUGCGGCUUAUAAACAGCGUCAAUCACUAUGGCUUAUUAAUUGACCGCUUCUGUCUGACUGGUGGAAAAAGCCCCAUUGGCUAUUUGAAGGCAUAUCUUACCAACUUGUAUCUUUCUGCAGAUUCUGAAAAAGUACAAGAAGCAAUACAAGAAGGCAUUGCCUCUGCAACAAUGUUUGAUGGAGCCAAAGACAUGGCUUACUGUGACACACAGCUCCGUGUGGCCUUUGAUGGGGACGCCGUACUGUUCUCUGAUGAAUCUGAACAUAUUGCCAAGGAGCACGGGCUGGACAAAUUCUUUCAACAUGAAACACUAUUUGAGAAUAAGCCUCUUGCUCAGGGUCCCUUAAAAGGCUUUCUGGAAGAUUUAGGCAGACUGCAAAAGAAGUUUUAUGCCAAAGACGAACGGUUACUUUGCCCUAUCAGGACCUACCUGGUUACAGCCAGGAGUGCAGCCAGUUCAGGCGCCCGAGUGCUGAAAACCCUUCGCCGCUGGGGUCUAGAGAUAGACGAAGCUCUUUUCCUUGCUGGAGCCCCCAAGGGUCCUAUUUUGGUGAAGAUAAGGCCGCACAUUUUCUUUGAUGACCACAUGUUCCACAUUGAAGGGGCACAGAAGUUUGGCACCAUCACAGCUCAUGUACCUUAUGGCAUUAAUCAAAAAAUGAACAAUUAGGGAUGGGGAGGAGAAAUAAAGCAGUAAGUCCGGUAUUACAGAAGCCACUUCUUGUGGAUCUCUAGGGUAAUUAGACAGGUACUUCAGAAGACUGGACCAGAACUUAGUUCAUUUGGAAAGAUUUCCUCUGUUUUUGUUGUUGUUGUUUUGUUUUGUUUUUGUUUAACAUUUUGAACCCUUCAAACUUCUUCUUGGAGCUCUCAGUACUGUUGAACACCAGUGCCCCUACCCUUGUGUGUAAGUCAUACUGAUGACUCCUUAGGGUAAGUUUAGAAUUAGAAUGUUUGAAUGCUGAAAGGGCCAAAGCCCAGUAAGUUUUACAAAGCAUUGUUCAUUUUUGGAUGUUAGUAAAUAGAAUGAAUUUUUACCCUUUCAUCAUUGUAGAAUAUUGGUCCUCAAAGAAGGAAAGAGUAGGGUUAAACACACUCUUGAAAAUUAGAGUUUUUUAUUCUGUUGCCUCUGUGACCAGCUUUUUAAUCAAUGCAAAAUUAAAGGGUCACUCUACCUGCAUAAGUAUACCAAUUCUGACACUGUUCAUUCAAAAAUAAAUCAGCAGGUUAUUCAUAUAGGGCACUUUCCAUUUAAGAUGAGCUCCAGACAGAAGCUCCUGGGAGAGCUUCAAAGAAGCUUAUCUCUUGGGUGUGUUGCCUCUGGACCACAAGGCUUCAUAUUUGAAGUCUCUGGCUCUGGGCCUGGCAGGUAGGUCCAACGUUUACGUGG